Molecule: messenger RNA, 7536 nt
Organism: Synchiropus splendidus (mandarinfish)
Lineage: Eukaryota; Metazoa; Chordata; Actinopteri; Syngnathiformes; Callionymidae
Gene: pcnx1
Product: pecanex 1
Exons: 33
Coding region: 651-7136 (2161 amino acids)
Cellular component (GO): membrane
Source: RefSeq, a predicted model, not a curated record
UCAAAUGUCUGGCGUGAACCUGCUCCUCAGUUGUUGGAUGAAGUUUGACCAGGUGGUGGCCGCUGGGCCUCCAGUGUUGACUGAGCACUGGGCUGGACCUCCGCCCCGGCGAGCGCCCGAGUCACGGCGUGGUGUCGGACCCUGUUCCACAUCAAUGACUGGAAACAAGCCUAACCCUUUGUGUACGUUUGUAAGAGCCAGUGCGACCCGACUGGAGGCUCCUUUUUAAGGUCUUCAAUCUUCGGAGUCGCUUUAAGUCAUCGAUUGAUGGACGCUCAAUGAAAACACGGCGGGAGAAAAGACAAGGCUGCAGUUACACCGCCGCGCCGCUGAGCGGCGUCGCUCGAAUUGGGUCGUAAUGACUCCGUUUUGUAUUUCCGCUUUACUGACGUCACCGACGAUGCAACUUGUCGUGAUGACUUGGGGAUAGCAGGAUUCGUGACCUCAGCGGAGCACCAGGACAGAGAGGGUCAUUUGGGGACCCGUGAGUCCGGUUUUAUCAGUGCGCCGAGGAAUCGUCGAAGAAGACGCGCAUGGCGCGGGGGCCGCCGGGAUUGUAGUCUGGAGGGCGGCAGAGAAGAUGGCUGCAGAGGCGUCCUCAGGCCCCUGACGGGCUUCUUCUUCGCUUGCUUGUGUCUGGCAGCGGCAGCAUGGGCUCGCAGACCCUCCAGAUCCUGAGGCAGGGGGUCUGGGCCUCGGUCACCGGCGGCUGGUACUACGACCCCGACCAGAGCACCUUCGUGAACGCGCUGCACCUCUACAUCUGGCUCUUCCUGCUCUGCUGCCCCUUCACCCUCUACAUGGUCCUGCCGCCCACCGUGGUGAUCGUGGGCAUCUACUGUGGUGUGAUCGCCGCCAUCUUCCUGCUGCUGAAGACACUCAACUACAGGCUCCACCACGCUCUGGACGAGGGUGAGGUGGUGGACCACCGGAGCAAGAGGAACCAGGCCGCCAGAGGGGGGUCGGACCUGACGGAGGACAGCAACGGCCCGGGGGAUCCUGGAGGAGGGAUGGAGAUGUCGGACUUCGUCCGGCAGGAGACUCCUCCGGUCGACUGCAGCUCCAGGAAUUCCUACAGUGGGGUGGACUCUCACCAGCAGGUGGGUGUCGCUCCGGAGCGCCCCCACAGGUCUGUAAGAAGCUCUGCUCCCGGGCAGGUCUCCAGCCAAGCCCGGGCUGCCGGGAGAGCGUCGGACGACAUGGGUGUGACGCUGGCGGAGAGCUGCAGUCAGGAUCACGAGCUGCUGUCGGACACCCAGAUGUUCUGCCUCCUUCCCAACCACUCCUUCGCCUCCCUGCAGCUCUCGGCGUCCCUGGGUCCGUCGGAAAUGUCCCGGGACUCGGCCGAGCUCUUCAACUACGCCGCGUACCGCGACCCGGACCUGACCCCCCACACUUCCUCCCAGUCCCAGACCUUCAGGAAGGAGCUCCGGACUCGGGGUUUGCCCCGGACGUCCAGCUCGGCCGGUUCGGCGUUCCCGGACCCGUGUCUGCCGGACUUUGCCCUCUUCCCUCCGCCCAGGCGAGGAGGCUUGGACCCGGUUCGGGAGAUGGAGAGCGCCAAGGCGCUUGGCCCCGGUGAGGCGUGCCUGGCCUCCACCUCAGGACUGGAGUGCUUCCGUCCCAGAGACUCGCAGCGCGUCGGCCGCUCGUCCUCUCGGGAAGCCGGGGAAGGCUGCUCCGGCCUGUACCGGGCGGAGGCGGGGCAGGGGAGGGGCGAGCGCAGCGCCGACAGUCUGAGGAGCCUCAGCAGCCGCAGCAGCGGCUCCACCGAGAGCUACUGCAGCGGCACGGACCGAGACACCAACAGCACCGUCAGCAGCUUCCACAGCGAGCAGACCAGCUCCACCCACGUGGAGAGCCUCCUGUCCCUGUCCGGGGACGAGCGCCAGAGACCCCCCGACCCCAAGACCCCCAGAGGUUUCCUGCCCUCCCGAGAGGCCAACAAGAACCCUCACGCCAACGAGCUGACGGCGGAGGAGCCCGAGUCCCGGUCCUCAGCGGAACCCCAGCGGACCCGGGCGGACGGCUGCUCCGUGGCGGGGGAUGGUCAGCCAAAGUCUGCCGGCUCGGUCCAGAGGGCCGCCUCCCUGUCGGCAGGCCGGAGCGGGCGCCGGCGCUCCAGCAAGAAGCGAGCCAGCAGCUUCGACGCCAGCCGCCAUCGGGACUACGUGUCCCUCCGGGCGGGCGGCGAGCAGGACCCGAGCGACCGCUCCAGUCUUCACUCUCGCCACCUCAGCACCGGCAGCUCGUCCAGCGUCAGCUCUCGGACCCGUCACCGGGCCCAGAAAGGCGGGUCCGAGACGGCGGCGCGCACCGGAGGGAGGCGGCGCAUCUCUCGUCGCACCCCCAGCACACACGCCCGGGUUCUGAGCCUGGACAGCGGCACGGCGGCCUGCCUCAAUGACCCGGCCCGGCUGGACGCUCCGAGCGGACCCAGAGCCCUCACCACCUCAAAGUCGGACCUGGAAGCCAAAGAAGGAGAGGUUCUGGACGCGGCCUCGCUCCUGGGCCGGGCCUCUCAGCUGGAGUCCGUGACUCGGUCCAGGAGCAGUCUCCCGAACCCGACGGCUCACAGCGAAGCGGACGCUGCCACGUUGCGUGCUCCGGCCAGCGAGGACACAGUGGUGUUCCGGCGUGAGCGUAGCACAUUCAGGCGGCAAGCGGUGCGGCGGCGCCACAACGCCGGCAGCAACCCGACUCCUCCCACUUCUCUCAUUGGAUCUCCUCUCAGUCUGCAGGAGGCCUUCAGCUCGGCCUCCCAACCUUUGACCUCUCAGGUGAGAAACCCGCCGUCCAGAACGCCGUCCCAGGUGACCGUGCUCAGCGCGAGCGCGUCCCUGCUGGUCAGGAACGGCAGCACGCAGCUGGACGGCGCUCAGGACAAGACGUCGGCCGCGGGGAGUCUGCAGGACGACUUUGGUAAGCUGACUCCGCCCCUCUACGAAGCGGCCGGCUGCGACCUGUCGCUGGUCAACUUUGAGCCUGCGACUCGGCGGGCCUCCAACAACGUCUGGGACGCGACCUCUCACCUCUCCAGCUCUACCUCAGUGCGCUGCUAUGCCAACGACAUUCUGCGUCUGAACCGCUUGAUCCGAAUGAACCCCGAGCUGCUGGAGCACCAGGACCCGGACCUGAGUCCCGACCUCCAGGAUGCCCCCCCGGGUCACGGGGACAGUGCGUCGUCUGCCGCCGCUAAAGUCAAGCAGCACUACCGUCUGUGGCUGCUGCCGUACCUCUGGGUCGGGCUGCGCUUCGACCGGCUCACGCUGCUGGCUCUGUUCGACAGGAACCGCGAGGUGCUGGAGAACGUGCUGGCCGUGGUUCUGGCGGUUCUGGUGGCCUUCCUGGGCUCGGUUCUGCUGCUUCAUGGCUUCUUCACAGACAUCUGGGUCUUUCAGUUCUGCCUGGUCAUCGCCAGCUGCCACUAUUCUCUCCUGAAGAGUGUCCAGCCCGACUCGUCGUCGCCGCGGCACGGUCACAACCGGAUCAUCGCCUACAGCCGCCCCGUCUACUUCUGCCUCUGCUGCGCCCUCAUCUGGCUGCUGCACCACGGCAGCCUCAGGUUGGGCGGCGCCCGCUUCUCGCUCUACGGCGUGGGCCUCAGCAGCUCGCUGGUCCUGGCCUCGGCGCGGGACCUGCUGCUCGUCUUCACGCUCUGCUUCCCCGUGGUCUUCUUCAUGGGCCUCCUGCCGCAGGUCAACACCUUCCUGCUCUACGCCCUGGAGCAGCUGGACGUCCACGUGUUUGGGGGCAACGCCUCCACCAGCCUGUCGGCGGCGCUCUACGCCGUCCUGCGCAGCGCGCUGGCUGUGGCGCUGCUCUACGGCUUCUGCUACGGAGCUCUGAAGGAGUCCUGGGAGCCGCACCACAUCCCCGUCCUGUUCUCCGUCUUCUGUGGCCUGCUGGUGGCGCUGUCGUACCACCUGAGCCGACAGAGCAGCGACCCCGCCGUGCUGCUCUCUCUGCUCCAGUCCAAACUUCUACCGGACCUGAAGGACAAAAACCCAGAGGACCCGCUGGCGGAGGUGCAGGACCCGCUGCCCGAGAAGCUCCGGGCCUCGCUGAACGAGCGCCUUCAGUCGGACCUGAUCGUCUGCGUUGUGAUGGCGGUUCUGUACUUCGCCAUCCACGUCAGCACCGUCUUCAUCGCCCUGCAGCCGUACCUCAGCGUGGUCCUCUACGCUCUGCUGGGCUCGGUGGGGCUGCUGACCCACUACCUGCUGCCGCAGCUGCGGAAGCAACUGCCCUGGUUCUGCUUCUCUCAGCCCCUGCUGAAGACCCGAGAGCACCACCAGUUCGAGGUCCGAGAUGCCGCUCACGUCAUGUGGUUCGAGAAGCUCCACCUCUGGCUGCUGCUCCUGGAGAAGAACGUCCUGUAUCCUUUGGUGGUCCUCAACGAGCUGAGCCGCGGCGCCGAGACCCUGGCCGGACCCAGAAAGCUGGACAGAGAGUGGGGCGCUCUGGUGAUGACGGUGGCGGCGCUGAAGCUGCUGCGCUCCUCCUUCAGCAGCCCCACCUUCCAGUACGUCACCUUCCUCUUCACCGUCCUCUUCUUCAGCUUCGACUGCCGCCACCUGUCGGAGACGCUGCUGCUGGACCUCUUCGUCAUGUCGGUGGUCUUCAGCAAGCUGUGGGAGCUCCUCUACAAGCUGCACUUCGUCUACACCUACAUCGCGCCCUGGCAGAUCACCUGGGGCUCCGCCUUCCACGCCUUCGCCCAGCCCUUCGCCGUCCCCCACUCGGCCAUGCUCUUGGUUCAGGCUCUGGUCUCAGCCGUCUUCUCCACGCCCCUCAACCCCUUCCUGGGCAGCGCCAUCUUCAUCACCUCCUACGUGCGGCCGGUCAAGUUCUGGGAGCGAGACUACAACACCAAGAGAGUGGACCACUCCAACACCCGACUGGCCUCCCAGCUGGACAGGAACCCAGGCUCGGACGACAACAACCUCAACUCCAUCUUCUACGAGCACCUGACCCGCUCCCUGCAGCGCAGCCUGUGUGGCGACCUGCUGCUGGGCCGCUGGGGCAACGUCGGCACCGGCGACUGCUUCAUCCUGGCCUCGGACUACCUCAACGCCCUGGUCCACCUGGUGGAGAUGGGGAACGGUCUGGUCACCUUCCAGCUGCGGGGUCUGGAGUUCAGAGGUACCUACUGCCAGCAGCGCGAGGUGGAGGCCAUCACGGAGGGCGUGGAGGAGGACGAGGGCUGCUGCUGCUGCGAGCCCGGCCACCUGCCCCACUUCCUGUCCUUCAACGCCGCCUUCGGCCAGCGCUGGCUGGCGUGGGAGGUCCUGGUCACCAAGUACGUGCUGGAGGGCUACAGCAUCACGGACAACAGCGCCGCCUCCAUGCUGCAGGUCUUCGACCUGCGGCGCGUCCUCACCAACUACUACGUCAAGGGGAUGGUCUACUACGUGGUGGCCUCGCCCAGGCUGGAGGACUGGCUGGCCAACGAGACCAUGAGGGAGGGGCUGCGGGCCUGCAGCCAGAGGAACUACGUGGACCUGGACCCCACCUUCAACCCCAACGUGGACGAGGACUACGACCACCGGCUGGCCGGCGUCUCCCGCGACAGCUUCUGUGGCGUCUACCUGGCCUGGAUCCAGUACUGCAACUCCCAGCGGGCUCAGCCGCUGGACUGCGGCAGAGACUCGGCUCUGGUGCUGCUGUGCUUCGGCCUGUGUGUCCUGGGCCGCCGGGCGCUGGGCACCGCUGCUCACCACAUGUCCAGCAACCUGGAGUCCUUCCUCUACGGCCUCCACGCCUUGUUCAAGGGAGACUUCCGCAUCUCCUCGGUGCGGGACGAGUGGAUCUUCGCUGACAUGGAGCUGCUGCGGAAGGUGGUGGUACCAGGAAUCCGAAUGUCCCUCAAACUCCACCAGGACCACUUCACGUCGCCGGACGAGUACGAGGAGCCGGCGGUUCUGUUCCGGGCCAUCUCGUCCUACCAGCAGAGCCUGGUGAUCGCUCACGAGGGCGACCCGGCCUGGAGGAGCGCCGUUCUGUCCGACGCCCCGUCGCUGCUGGCGCUGCGCCACGUGCUGGACGAGGGAACCAACGAGUACAAGAUCAUCACGCUCAACCGCCGCUACCUCAGCUUCCGGGUCAUCAAGGUCAACAAGGAGUGCGUGCGCGGCCUGUGGGCGGGUCAGCAGCAGGAGCUGGUCUUCCUCAGGAACAGGAACCCGGAGCGCGGCAGCAUCCAGAACGCCAAGCAGGCGCUGCGCAACAUGAUCAACUCCUCGUGUGACCAGCCCAUCGGGUACCCCAUCUACGUCUCGCCGCUGACCACCUCCUUCUGCAACACGCACGCGCAGCUGCGCCGCCUGCUGGGGGCGCCCAUCAGCCUCGGCAACAUCCGGAACUUGGCGGUCCACACGUGGCACAGGUUGCGGAUCGGCUGCGGCGCCGGCUGUAACAGCGGCGGGAACAUGGAGGACUGCGACGGCGGCGCCCUGUCCAGCGGGACGGGCGGCGACUCCCAGCAGAGUUCGGUGUCUCACGGAACCCUGGGCGCGGCGGCGCCUCCCCCGCCGCACCCCCUGGGAACCAGCCGCAGCUCCCAGUCGGUGCGGUCCGGCCUGGUGCGCCACUCUCCCGCGCGCGCCUCCGUGGCCAGCCAGUCCUCGUCGCAGCGCUACGCCGGCAGCCGCCACUCGUCUCUGCGGACCUCGGCCACGGGCCUGGAGCCGUGCCGGCGCUCCUCCAGCAGCCAGCUGUCGCUGCGCACGCUGCCCACCUCCCUGCAGCUGCGGCUGGUGGGGCUGCUGGGGAGCGACGCCGACCCGCUGAGCCAGCAGCACAACCCUGCGGUGGGCACCGUGCGCCGGGACGACAUCUCCUACAGAGUUCAGAUCGUGGACGUGGGCCAGGUUCUGGAGAACAUCAACUCGUCCAAGAGGAAGGAGCUUCAGUGGCCGGACGAGACGCUGAGGCUGAGGGCCGGACGCACCUGCUGGAGGGAGUGGAGCCCCCUGAAGGGCAUGGAAGGACACGUGAUUCACCGGUGGGUGCCUUGCAGCCGAGACCCGGCGUCUCGCUCUCAUAUCGACAGGACCAUCCUGCUGGUUCAGGUGGACGACAAGCUGGUGCCGGUGGUGGAGACCGGCGUCAUCGAGCUGGGGGCGGAGGUCUGAGGCCUCCUGCGGUGCCCCCUGGUGUUGCCGCGCGGCACUGCAGUCCCUAGUUUCUAUGCAUUUCCCCGAGCGAUUGCGAUUCUCCGUCUGUCGUUUCUUCGUUUGCCAAAAAGCUCAGUGCAGAGCGUCGUCGCAGCCGCUGGCGUUGGUUCGUGCGGCGUCCCGACGAGUUGCACUCUUUCACAUGCUGCACUACCAUCUUUAUUUAUUAUGGACUCGUUGCCUUGGAAAUAGAAACAAUGCAAUCUCUUGUUUUGUGUUUGAUAAACUUGAAGAGUUUUUACUGUAACGGUAUAUUUACACAAAACCGUACAAAAGACCUGUUUGGACAUCUAAGACUGUUUACACCUUCUGUUUAUUUAUCUUCUUUUCUAGACUGAAAAUAAACUCCAUCUGUUGC